Messenger RNA from Chironomus riparius, 2051 nucleotides. Lineage: Eukaryota; Metazoa; Arthropoda; Insecta; Diptera; Chironomidae. The record is from the annotation of a GenBank genome assembly.
GCUCAGUCGGAGAAGUGAACUUGUGUAAUUUAGACGCAGCAUUUGAUCAUCUUUGAUUUUAUUUUUGAUUAUUUAGCAUUUGAUUUGGUUUUGAAAAAUCUAAUUGACUGUGAAGAUUUAAUUGUCACUUGACAAAGUGCAAUAUUGCUUCAGUUAUUAAAAUUAGUUUGGACUCAAAGAAAAUAAAUGAGUGAAUAGAAAAAAUUAUAAAGUUAAAUGCCGGAAUUGCUUGACAUUUAAAUUUGAAAAUCGACCAAAAAAUUAGGAACAAAAAGAAUCUCAAAAGUGAUGUGAACAAUUUUUUAACCAAAUUUGUGAUAAGCACAAGAAUCAAAAUAUGUCGUCGACAAUUUUCUGCCUUAUUAUUGUUGCCAUUUCAUUGAUUCAGUCAGCUGUGAUUUUCGCACAGGACGAUGAGAAAAAUGUUUAUAGUAAACGAUACGAUAAUCUUGAUGUGGAAACAAUCUUUAGGUCCUCAAGAUUAUUAAAUAACUAUGUGGACUGUUUAUUAGAUAAAAAGCCAUGCCCACCAGAAGGAAAAGAGCUGAAGCGUAUUCUGCCGCAAGCAUUAAAAUCUAAAUGUUCUCGAUGUACAAAAAUUCAAAAGGCAAAAGCCCUCGAUGUGAUAUCAAGACUAUAUUACCAGCAUCCUUCAAUUUACCUUUCACUUGCCGAACGAUAUGAUCCGACCGGUGAAUACACUAGAAAUUUUGAAGAAUGGCAUGAGCAGUCGCACUUAGAUAAGCCAAGUUCUCAAUUUUCAACCAAUGAAGUGCCACAACAAUCAAGAAUUCCAUCAACUUGGAUUACAAAGACUACAAAACGUAUAACUUUACCACCACAAACAACAACCACACGCCAAACUCUUCGAACACUUCCGACGACAUCUAGAUUAAAAAUAUUAACAACAGAAAGGCCAAUUGUACUUCCUGUGAUUCCAACAACACAACGUUCGAUUUUACCGCCUCAAACAUUAUUCACAAAUGAACCAAGAACGACGACCGCAAGGUCAAUUGGCAGUUCAACACUCGGUGUGAUACCGAUUGAGAGGAAAGUAGAGCAGCUCCCAAUACCAAAUUUAAGUAAACAGCUACAACCGCCAGCUAUUCAACAAUUUGCACCACCAGUACAACGAUUUGGAACACCGGAUAAUCAGCAAUUUGCACCACAAAAUCAGCAGGUUCCUCAAUUUGUUAAUUUACCGCAGGCACAGCCAAUUCCUCAAUUCAUAAAUCAACAAGCACUUCCCCAACAACCAAUAAUCCAAACAAUUCCAAGUACUACAUCAACUGAUCUUCCGAGAGUAAUUAUAACUGAUCCAACGACUAGUUCCUUUCGUCCCAUCCAACAAUCAACAGGAAAUAAUGUACCAAGUUCAGGAAUCAAUGCUUUCACCUCAGUUUCAACCGAUGGAGCUUUUCAGACUUUCCCAACAGCUCAAAUCCCUCUGCAGAGCCCUCCUGCACCCUCUGUUCAAGUUCAAAUUACUUCUAUUUCAUCCAAUCCUGUACAGCAAGUGCCAACAUUUGCUAAUUUCCAACCAUCGUUUAUAGCACCAACAUUUGGAACGCCACAGGCACAGAAUAUAAACAAUAAUGUUCCUUCACAGCCAGUCUCACAAAUUGACCCAAAUUUUAUUGACAACUUCUUUGUGCCCCGCGGUGGAUUGAUUCGAAGGUCUGUUGAUCAGAUUCUAGACACAACACGAGGAUUUAUGAGAGCCAUUUUCCGUAUUUAUUAAACUUAUAAGGAGGAAGAAUAUAAUUGAACAAAUUUUAGGACAUUUCUAUACCAAGUACCUGCUAUGUUUGGUACAAUUAAGCCAUAUUUUGGAUACCACGAAAAUAUUGUAUUAAUUUAAAGCUUUUUAAUCACUUUUGAUAUUGAAAAUUGAUGAGAAUUUUGAGGGAUACAUGAUUGUUCGGUCUAGUUCUUUGUUGAGACUCCAACAACUAAUUUCAUAUUUUUCAAAGCUAAUCCCCUUAAAAGAUUUAAAAGAACUCAUCUUUAUGUGAAUAAUAUUCCUCAAAUGAAGACAAUGAGUUUUUUUU